This is a messenger RNA of Physcomitrium patens, 1669 nucleotides long. RefSeq lists its product as uncharacterized. NCBI's taxonomy places the organism in Eukaryota, Viridiplantae, Streptophyta, Bryopsida, Funariales, Funariaceae. The record is from RefSeq and is a predicted model, not a curated record.
UGUUCGGAAUUAUGCAUGAUUGCGAGAAUUAGGGUUCUGCUCACGAGUGUCCAUGUCGAGGAGCACAAGUGGUCUGUUCUUCGAGAAUUGGCGAUGGCGUCGCCACGAUGGGAAAUUUGUAGCACCUGGUCCAUCGCGGACGGACCAGAAGCAUCGCAUCUAUCGCGACAUGUCACGAUUCGCGACGUCCACAGCAGUGACGACGGUGCUGGAGGCAUGGGGAAUGUGCGCAUCCGUCUUGUUCCUGGCCCCGAGAAGCAGUCUUGUGAAAUAACAGUUACUUUUCAGCAGCAACAGCACGCUAUUUACAACAUGGAGGUGCUGAGCACAGCCAGGACUUGUGAAGCGUAUCGUCAAAAUGAGGGAGAGACUGAUGCAGAAUAUCUCUGUACCGCCCGAGGGCAAUUGGAGACCAAUGAAGAGAAACCAUAUUUGUACAGAGCUGGAAUGAAUGUGGAAGAUCCAGGAUUUUGCAAAUCAGUAACGAUCCGAUUACUUUCUCUUCAAGAUAAGUCUCAAGUAAUCGUUCAGCAUAUUCUUAUUGUGGCCUCUCCUGGUCCCUUUCUGGCUGGAGGGUCGCGUCAAGUUUCUGUUCCAGAACAGGCAGCGAUUGGUGGAGGGAAUCCAGCACCCUCACUUGGAUCAUUGACCCCAUUCAUGUUGCAAAUGGCAAAAGGCUUUUCAAUGCCUGACAUGAUGAAUAAAAUGGCAUCCAGUGGUGAUCCUGGUGUACAAGGUUUUGCUCAUAUGUUUCAAUCUCAACAACGUGGAACUUUACCUCAUGCGGAGCUCGCUAUGCGUGCGUUGGCAUUGAAGACAGAACCACAUUCUUCUCCUCCAAAUUCACUCCCACCUGUAAAAACCGAGGUUUCCCUAGAGGAUGUAUGCCAGCGUCUCGAAAGACUUGAAACUGUUUGUACACGCAUCGAGUCAUCUCUGUGCAAGACAUUGGAAUCAUUUGAAAAGCGUUUGCAGCUUCUAGAAAAUGGGCUUGAUAGAUCUUCAGGGACUUGAUACGCCAACCACCGUCAAUGGCUUACAAGUCUGCUUCGGAGGGGUUCAAUCAGCUUGGAACCACUUCAAUGGGUGGAAUGUACACUUCCUUUCAAGUGAGGCACAAAUGCUUCUGAGACACGUUUUGAGGACGUACUGGCAUCUUGAUAUGUCAUCAUAUCAAACUAUUGUCCUUGGUGCUAUUCCUUAAGGGUCAGCUAAUCCUCUGCCUACUGCUACUUCUGUUUUAAGCUAGGUGAGGAUUGUAUUGCAGACAACUGCAACUUCACUUUCUGCAGUCUCUCAAAGCCGUGCAGAGCACCUGUGUUACUCGGUGUGCCGCAACACUUCAAAUGGCACCAUGUGCACCAUCUAUUUUAAUGCUGCUGAGUAGCACAUCAACAAUGCAUGCCCCUGUGAUAAUUACUUCAGCUGGAGAUUUCAAUGCAUCAAUAGUUUUGAGUUCAUGCGGUGACAGUUCUCAAGUAGACUUGAUUGUAUUCCAGAUAAAUGAGAGUUGACAUGUACUAUGGAUUUUUGACGCGUUACUGGUAAUUUGAGAUCAUUUCAGACAGUUUUUUGUUCCUUUCAUCCGACGCUCUGUGUUCGAGGCGUUACGAUCCUCAGCCAUCUUGUAAUUUGAGACACUCAAAAAACCUAGAAGUGAUUCUGAUUA